This is a messenger RNA of Saccostrea cuccullata (small rock oyster), 3034 nucleotides long. RefSeq lists its product as uncharacterized. Lineage: Eukaryota; Metazoa; Mollusca; Bivalvia; Ostreida; Ostreidae. Gene Ontology annotation, biological process: G protein-coupled receptor signaling pathway, coupled to cyclic nucleotide second messenger; chemical synaptic transmission. Gene Ontology annotation, molecular function: G protein-coupled serotonin receptor activity; neurotransmitter receptor activity. The transcript has a single exon. Gene Ontology annotation, cellular component: dendrite; plasma membrane. The record is from RefSeq and is a predicted model, not a curated record. The coding region runs from base 1169 to 2836 and encodes 555 amino acids.
AACAACUGCCCAGAAACUUGAAGGAAGGACAACUAAUAAUGCUGGGAUAAAUAACUAAAAUUAAUUAAUGUGCUUCCAAUUCACUAACCUUUUCUAAUCAUUUCUAAGGUAGACUAGUGAGUGAAAAAUUCAAUCCCUCGGAAGACAGAAUCACGACAGUGUCAACUAGAUGCCUUCAUUAUCUGGGCUUUAAAUCUAAGAUCAAUGAUAUUUUAAAACAGACUUGGUGCGUCACAGUACCGUACAUAGUGACAUGAGACCUUUAUCUAUACUCUGUCUCUGCUAAUAACUACAACCUAGAACUUUCAUCAAGCCUUAAUUGAAGCCUGUUGAACGUAACUCCGAAGGCAAUUUAUUGAAAUUUACUGGUGUGGACAAUCACCUCAUCCACUGCAGCUACUUAAAAUUGUUUUCAAUGAAAAGUAGUGUGAUGUAAUUUUUCCAAUACUAUAUUGACUCUCCUGCUUUUAGUCAGUGCAGUGACAGUGAGAAAUGUAUGCCACAGUGCUCUCUCCUCAUACUAAUCAAUACAAAGAUCGUACAUAUAUAUCUCCCCCGGAGGACUGCUCUACCUCCUAUCUGGAUGUUUAUACUUCAGGAGAUCGCAGCUUAAACAAAAAGUACUAGUAUUUGUGAAGAGAACUCAAUGAAACACUGAGGACUUCUAGGAUUUUUCCUGGAACUUACCACUAGGGAUUAAUAUAUGCACAACAGAAGUUAGAGUGAGUUGAUUUGAGUUUGGAAUUAAUUUGCUAUCCAGUGUAACAAGAGAAGAUUUCUUAACUACUCCGUCAUUACAGAAAUGGCCCAUCUUUUCCGUGAGUUAUCCAUUUCUGGGCUAUUGCCUGUAGGACCGGAUGCUCCUUAAGUGGUUGUAUCUGCAUCAGUUAAGCUGGUUUCAAUGCAGGAACUCUGAUUAAUAGGAAAGCACAUGCAAGAACAACAGAAUGUUUAUGACAAAGGCGAGGCAAAGAAAUAAUUCUAGCAUGCUUAAGCUUGGUUAUAGCAGCAAUCACAUGAACUUUAUCUGAUUCUGUGAAAGCUGUAUUUCAUUAGAAUUGGAACAUUUUACGAAGAUAGACAUUUUACCUCAAAUGGUUUUGUUUGUACAAUCAAUGUGAAAAUUCAAUCAGGAACCUGAUGUGUAUAAAAUAUAACGUCAUUUAAAAUGGAGGAGGGCAACGAGACAUUGAACUUAACAACAACAGAAUUCAUGCAAUACAAUGUUUCAGUGAGAUUGGAGCUGUAUUCCUGGAUAUUUUCUGUAAUAGUUUUGUGUUUGUCUAUCCUUGUAGGAACCAGUGGCAACAUCCUUGUCAUCAUUGCUAUGUGCAGCAAUCGACUCUUCAGAAAGGUACGGUAUGCUCUUCUCCUUCUAUUAAUGGCUGCCGCACUCUUCACAGACCUUGUAUAUUGUCCAGUGGAACUGGUGAGGAUAUUUCUUUAUUCCAAUUCUGACACCUCAUGGAUGGAUCUGAAAUAUGUUUCCUCCAGUAUGUAUUUAAUUGUCUUUUCUGCCAUUUCUUGUGUUUUGCUAUUCAUCAGUUUAAAGAAUCUUUGCAUCAUAACCGAGAAAUUCACACGUACCUACAGAUAUGCCUUGUGUGCAUUUUGUGUGGUUACAGCUCUACUAGUUAUUCUGUGUCCUGCUGUGGGAUAUGGCAUACUCUCCAACAUGGAUGAAGAGAAUAACAGUUCUUUUGCACCUUAUCAUAUUCUGAAUGAAAGAGCCUUCCUCUUCAGAAUCACCUAUUUCAGUUUGUGGCUGAUGAUUAUCCUCUUUGUUUUGGUGGGGAUGAUUUCUUUUAUGGUAGUCACAUACAAAGCAAAGCAAUCAGACCUUGAUCUAUCAUCAGACUUCUCUCAUCCUCAUUCACCAGACAAAGCUAAAAUACCUAAGGUGCUUGUUAAAAAAUCAGAAAAUUCUCUUCAUUCUGAUGAGGAGGAAGAAGAAGAAGAGGAAGAAGAACCUGGAAAUCGUCUUCUGGAUUCCUAUUCUGGAAAGGAAGACAAUACUUCAACGAUUGGAGAUCUACCCUCUCCAUCCAGAUCCAAAGGCAGCCACUUGGGUGUAAAUAUGGCAGCCUACUUAGGCAGGAGGAGGCAUACAAUAGGCCAGAUAGGAACAACGGGCCUGGAAACAAUGGAAAAGGCAAAACAAUAUAAUUAUGUUCGUAAAUUUUCUGUGGAUAUUCAAGCGCUGCAAGCGCAGUUAGAAAAUCCAAAGAGACAUGCAUCAGACUUUCCAUUUUCAUCUGAUACAGAAAUUCAAAAAUCUCUUCAAAAAUCAAAUAAUAAAGAAGACAUUUUAAAGAGAAUCAGACUCGCUCAGCAAUCACCACUAGUGCAAAACAACAAAACUUCUGACUGCGAGAAAGAAACAAAUAGUGAUUCCCAGAGCAGUGGAAAUAGUGAGAAAGCUUCAAAUGAAGUGUUGCAUGAAUUACCUCCUUUACUGACAUUAUCAGAAACAACUGCAGAUGAAUUCAGAGAGAGAGCACAAGAGAAGGACCCCUCAGCAAGUUUUAUAAAGCUCUCUUGCUCACUUGUCUUAACGUUCCUCUGUUUCAUGCUCCCUAUGUUCAUAACAGAGACUCUUAAGGAAUUAAUUUCUGUGACAGCCUACAUUAAUGUACUCUCCUCUACGUUAGCAUUGUCUACAGCACAAACAAUCAUCUUCCCGUUGAUCAUCUUAUUUCUAGACAUAAAAGUGCACACAUGUUUCCAGAAGAUGGUGUCUUCACUGCAUUUGAAAUGUUUUGGAUUGUGUUACCAAAGAGAGGCUGUACCGUCAUCCAGUCAUGAGGAGGAAGACAUUUCUAACACACAAGUCUAGAACAUUACAGCUUUUAUAAUACUAUGUACUACCUAACCUCUCUACCACAAUGACCUAAUGAUAAAACCUUAGAAAAAUUACUGGUUUCAUUAAAUAAGUCAGACAAUGACUAGAGGAUUUAACAAACUGAAUAAGACUAUUUUUCUCCAUCAAAUAUGGGUUAAUCAUUCCAUCUUCAGAACAGGAAAGUUUUAAAUA